Molecule: messenger RNA, 9807 nt
Organism: Sus scrofa (pig)
Lineage: Eukaryota; Metazoa; Chordata; Mammalia; Artiodactyla; Suidae
Gene: SLC7A14
Product: solute carrier family 7 member 14
Biological process (GO): transmembrane transport; amino acid transport
Cellular component (GO): plasma membrane
Molecular function (GO): amino acid transmembrane transporter activity
Source: RefSeq, a predicted model, not a curated record
UCACAACCCAUCCACACUGCAGAAUCCUGCCUGAUACUUUCCCAGGGCAAAGAAUUGCCAUCUCUUCCUCUUCAGACUCUGAAAGCCCGAAACAACUGGAAGCGGCACCCUGAGGUUCAGCAGGCUAUGCAGGAGUUGAGAGUGGCAGGCGGCGGAGUGCGUUUGUGUGUGUGUUUUCCUGCGCGAGCGCGCGCAUGCCCGCGCAUGAUGGGGGGUGGGCGUCUGGUGAGAGGCUUCGGCUCUGUAAUGUAAGGGGUUGGGCAGCCCACGUGACUCUACGAAGGCGGAGAUAGGGUAGCUGGAGGGAGGACUGACAGGCCGUGGGGAGGGGUGCGGGAUAGAGGGGACAAUCUGAAUAAUUGAGGAGGUGUUCGGCAGCAGUGGCUGCCUCCUGCCUUCCUUCGCCACCACCACCCUGCAUCAUAGUGGGAGAGACAGAGCUCGGCGCUCUAAGUGUGACCGCCAGCCAUCAGCUCUGGCAGCCAGUUCAUCUCCUCCAGUCCUCUGGUUUUUGACUGAGUGACAAUCCAGACAGCUUUUAAGGCAGAGAGGGAGAGUUUCCAGAGUGUUAUUUCCUUGUGACAUUCAUGCCCAAGAGAAGGCUGCUUUGGGUCCCUCUGGACCUUUCUUAAACGAGAGAUCCCUGUUCGCUAGAUGAGUUCCAGAAACAUCCACUAAGGCUCCUGUAUACUCUUCCAUCAAUUGACCUUCACCACAACCUGUAUCGCUCAGGAUGAGUGGCUUCCUUACCUCCCUGGACCCACGGAGAGUGCAGUGGGGGGCUGCCUGGUAUGCAAUGUACUCCAGGAUCCUGCGCACCAAACCAGUGGAGUCCAUGCUGGAGGGAACUGGGACAACCACAGCACAUGGCACCAAGCUAGCCCAGGUGCUCACCACCAUGGACCUCAUCUCACUUGGUGUUGGCAGCUGCGUGGGCACUGGGAUGUACGUGGUGUCUGGCCUGGUGGCCAAGGAAAUGGCAGGACCUGGUGUCAUCGUGUCCUUCAUCAUUGCAGCCCUCGCGUCCAUAUUAUCAGGCGUCUGCUAUGCAGAGUUUGGCGUCCGCGUCCCCAAGACCACGGGAUCAGCCUACACCUACAGCUACGUCACUGUCGGGGAGUUUGUAGCAUUUUUCAUUGGCUGGAACCUGAUCCUGGAGUACCUGAUUGGCACUGCAGCUGGUGCCAGCGCUCUGAGCAGCAUGUUUGACUCACUGGCCAACCAUACCAUCAGCCGCUGGAUGGUGGACAGCGUGGGAACCCUCAAUGGCCUAGGGAAAGGAGAACAAUCGUACCCAGACCUUCUGGCACUGGUGAUCGCAAUCAUCGUCACUGUCAUUGUCGCACUGGGGGUGAAAAAUUCCGUGGGCUUCAACAAUGUACUCAACGUGCUGAACCUGGCGGUGUGGGUGUUCAUCAUGAUUGCAGGCUUCUUCUUCAUCAAUGGGAAAUACUGGGCUGAGGGCCGGUUCUUGCCCCACGGCUGGUCAGGGGUGCUGCAAGGAGCAGCCACAUGUUUCUAUGCUUUCAUUGGCUUUGACAUCAUUGCCACCACUGGAGAGGAAGCCAAGAAUCCCAACACAUCCAUCCCCUAUGCAAUCACUGCCUCCUUGAUCAUCUGCCUAACAGCAUAUGUAUCCGUGAGCAUGAUCUUAACUCUGAUGGUGCCAUAUGAUGCCAUCGACACAGAAUCCCCGCUCAUGGAGAUGUUUGUGGCUCGUGGAUUCUAUGCCGCAAAAUUCGUAGUGGCCAUCGGGUCCGUUGCAGGACUGACAGUCAGCUUGCUGGGCUCCCUCUUCCCAAUGCCGAGGGUCAUUUAUGCCAUGGCUGGUGAUGGGCUCCUUUUCAGGUUCCUGGCUCAUGUGAGCUCCUACACAGAGACCCCAGUGGUGGCCUGCAUCGUGUCAGGGUUCCUGGCAGCUCUCCUCUCCCUAUUAGUCAGCCUGAGAGACCUGAUCGAGAUGAUGUCCAUCGGCACCCUCCUUGCCUACACCUUAGUCUCUGUCUGCGUCUUGCUCCUUCGAUACCAGCCAGAGAGUGACAUUGAUGGGUUUGUCAAGUUCUUGUCUGAGGAGCACACAAAGAAGAAGGAGGGGAUUCUGGCUGACUGUGAAAAGGAAGUUUGUUCUCCUGUGAGUGAAGGGGAAGAGUUUUCCGGCCCAGCCACCAACACAUGUGGGGCCAAGAACUUACCAUCCUUGGGUGACAAUGAGAUGCUCAUAGGGAAAUCAGACAAGUCAACCUACAAUGUCAACCACCCAAACUAUGGCACCGUGGACAUGACCACAGGCAUAGAAGCUGAUGAAUCUGAAAACAUUUAUCUCAUCAAGUUAAAGAAGCUGAUUGGGCCCCGUUACUACACCAUGAGGAUCCGGCUGGGCCUUCCAGGCAAGAUGGAUCGGCCCACAGCAGCUACAGGGCACACGGUGACCAUCUGUGUGCUCCUGCUCUUCAUCCUCAUGUUCAUCUUCUGCUCCUUCAUUAUCUUUGGUUCCGACUACAUUUCGGAGCAGAGCUGGUGGGCCAUCCUUCUGGUCAUUCUAAUGGUGCUGCUGAUCAGUGCCCUGGUAUUUGUGAUCCUACAGCAGCCAGAGAACCCCAAGAAGCUGCCCUAUAUGGCUCCCUGCCUCCCCUUUGUGCCUGCCUUUGCCAUGCUGGUGAACAUCUAUCUCAUGCUAAAGCUCUCCACCAUCACCUGGAUCCGGUUUGCGGUCUGGUGCUUUGUGGGUAUGCUCAUUUAUUUUGGGUAUGGCAUCUGGAACAGCACCCUGGAAAUCAGUGCCCGAGAAGAAGCCCUGCACCAAAGCAUGUACCAGCGCUACGACGUGGAUGACCCCUUCUCAGUGGAGGAGGGUUUCUCCUAUGCCACUGAGGGUGAGAGCCAGGAGAACUGGGGCGGGCCGGCUGAAGACAAAGGCUUCUAUUACCAGCAGAUGUCAGAUGCGCAGGCAAACACCCGGACCAGCAGCAAAGCGAAGAGCAAAAGCAAACACAAACAGAACUCAGAGGCCCUGAUUGCAAACGAUGAGUUAGAUUACUCUCCGGAGUAAGAGCAAACACCCAAGAAAGGUGUAGAAAUGUUGAUGAUUUACUUUCAGUAAUGUAACCUGUGGGCUAGGAGGUAGAAACUUCUUUGGCUCUCAUUUCAAAAUUCCAGCCUCCCCCAAAGUCAGUCCCUAGUCACAGCGUGUCAUUUGCCACUUCUGCUCUUCAGGACAGUUCUGUCAAAGGGUUUCACACAGGUCCCAUAAAUGGUCCCCUUGUAAGAAAAAAAAAAAAGCUACAAGAAAUUCUAAACUGCAACCACCAAAGCUGGUAGCAGCAAAUGUUUCCCAGGCGUUUGCUUUGCCGGUUGAAUCUUUUCACUUUUUACUAAGGCCCAAGAAGCAGGGAGUAAAAUUCUUGAACUGCACUGAGGCUGCAGCUCCUCUGGGAGAGGUGCCAAAGCAGGUGGGGGUGGGCGAAAGGCAGCAUCUCAAUCACCUGAGACCACAGGGCAAAGCGCUGUUCUCAGCAUGCUGGGCUGUGAGCUGCUCACUGAGGUCAGGUGGCACUUGGCACUUCCUCAGCAAGCAACAUUUUGUCCUGAAAUUUCACAAAAACAAAUUCAUGGAGAUGCAUGCUUCUUUUUAUUUGCCAAGGUUCUCAGAGUCUCCAAACUAGAACUUCAGGAUGCAGCAAAGUUCAGGGACUCUGAGACCAUAACCCCAAAGAUUUCAGAUGCACCAUAAAAGUCAUGCAAACUCAACAAAAUGGUAAGAAGCACCAUCAAAGCUCUACUUAAUGCCCAGAAAAAAACUAAAUAAUCAUCUCUUACAGUGAAGGCCAGAAGGGCACUGGCAGAAAUUAACUGUCUGUCAUGCCUUCUCUAACACUAGACUCUAAGCUCCUGCUGAUAUGAUGAAAGAGGCAAAGUGGGAGCAUGAUUUCAUGGCACUAAUAUGCCUUGAAGAAGUAGGCUGUUUGUUUUAUGAUCAGAUAAAAAAAUCUUUACAAGGAGAAGUGACCCAGCCACUCUGAGAUCACAUUGCAAAUUCUAUUUCAGAUUUCUAAAAUUAUAAAUUUUGUAGUUUUUUGAGAUAUGCAGCCACUUGACUGGUGGGUGCUACUCUGAAAACAAAAAUACGGAAGCACAGCAACUUAGGUAAUUGAAUUCCAUGAGAUCACGUUUCACUCUGAAACUUAUUCUGCUGGAAUAGCUCACUUUUAGACUUGUAUUUUUCCUGCUAUUUCCCAGAGCAGUUUCACUGAAGCCCAAAGAAAAAUCUACUUGAUCAGGUCUAAAUUUGGGCCAUAAGAGGGCCUCUUAAAGGUAUUUUCUCAGAAACAAGCCAGAAGAGAAAAUUUGCAACAAGAAAAAACACAUGGUCAAUGCAUUCUAGUCUGGUGUUAUAGGGAUUCCAACGCUGCUUGGAGAUGUGUACACAUGUAUGUGAAGGCACAAUUUGGAUCAAGCUGAGAAUUUCCUGAAAGGGGGGCAAAACAGCAAAUUCUUUACUCUCUCUGUGUCCUGAAUCUAGUGUUAUGCCAAACAUUUUCCAGAACAUCAACUAAUGCUUAAGUCUAUUCUUUCUUAAAGGUUGAGGUCUGUGCCAUCUUGGCAUGCUUCAGGAUUAUAGAAAGGAGGCAGAAGUCCAUUUUUUUCAAGAAACUAACACUGAUCAAAAAUGUACCAAGUUCUAAGUAAUGAGAUUAAAAAGAAAUGUAACAUUGGCCCAAGGAAGCUCAUAGCCCAAGGACUGAGCAGCACUGGGGCCUGAUAAAUGUAGAUAAAACAACCAAACCUGACAAGUCCUCUUGGUUGAUUCACUGGAUUUUAACACAGCAUACAUUAAAAAAAAAACAAAAAGUCAACUGAAACUAGUUUUUUUUUAAUUAAUUGCAUAUCCCACCCAUAGCCAAUGUAUACCAUUUAAAUUCAAAUAAUUACUAUUUUCCAGAUCUUCUUUUUCAUUCCUCUAUAUUAAUUGUUUAGAACUCUGGUUUCCUAAGGUUAUUCUGUCAUUUUAAUGUAAUGCUUGGCAAUGUCGUGUUUUCUCUCCCCAACCUUAACCAUAAAGAUACAGUGCCUGGUCUAUGAAGUAUAUCCUUGAGAAUUAAAUUAAUUAUCAGUAAUUUUUGUGAAAAAAAAAAGUUUUUAACUGAUCUUAGGACUCAACAAAUCUGCCUAGUUAAAAUAUAAUCUGUUAAAUUUGAGAUAGAUCCAUAUACAUGGGAUGGGCUAUAUUCAUUAAAAGUUUUCAAAGAGAAAUAUGAAUGCAAAAUAACAAAAUUUUAACAUGAAUGAAAGAGAUUCCUUUCACUAGUAAGGUGUACCUAUGAGGGUAACAAUUGUCUGGUAGCUGAUGUAUGCAGUUCCUGCAGCAUGAGAAGAGAGAAUGCAUGCUUUGCUAAAUCUUGUUGGUACUGAUUUUAAGAUCCUUUUUAUUAACCACUCUCAUUUCAGGAGUCAUUUCUCUCAAAUAGUAUUUCUAUAUUUUCUAAGCUUUGCCAUCUUUAUUGCUCAAAAGUUGAUUAGUCAUCUCACCAGUGACCUUGGUUUUAAAAAAAUUACUAAAUAUGACAGAAAAAGUUUUUCAAGAUAGACAUGUUUCCUGGCCUCUGUGAAACAGUCCCAGAUUUCACAAUGCAGUUUUCAAAUACUAUUAAUCACUAGAGUGAUUAUGUUAGCUUUUCCAAAUUAGUUUUCUUAAGACCACAUUUGUGAGACAAUGUUAAAAGAAAGAGCACCCUAUUAAUACCUCAGAAACUUAGCCCCUUAAAGGAAGCCCAAGGAAGACCUAUAUUUUAUUGAAUUCUCUAUAGCAAGAGCUAUUCCAGUGAGAUUUCAUCAUGUGGAUUUGUGGUUUGGAGCCAAUUAUUUGAUUUUAAUUGUGUUUUCUUAGUACUCUGCUUCAUUUCAAGAGGAUUUGAGGUGGCUGGUAAAAUAUACAUAAGAUAAAAAAUUAAAUGAGGAACCUGAGGCAAAUAAAAAUGGAAAUAGAAAAGAUAAGACAAGGCUAGAAGUGUAUUUAGUGCACAAAUGAAGAACCUUGAUAUGUAUUGCGAAAUUUGCCAAUGAGUGGGCAACUUAAAAAAUAAUGGGAUUGUUGGUAAUGACAGCAAGUAUUUCUGCAUAAGAAUAAUUCUUUCCCCCCAAGGGCAGAGAAUUACAAUAGCAUACAUCAUUGAAACACACGAAUAAGCUUCAGAGCUAGAUUCUACUAAAUAUAUGUGCCUGGCAAACAGUGGAUGUUCAAUAAAUAUAUGAUCAGAUGUGAUGGAUAGAUGGAUGGAUGGAUGAAAGGAAAGUGAAAUAUUAUUUAUUCAACAAUUCUUUUGUGAAGAGCUGAUUAUAUGCAGUGGCAUCAAAAACAGGGAGAAUAAGCUAUAUAAAUAAAGAACAGUGAAGGUAACAGGUGAGAUGAAGGAGUUAAAUGUGUGUGGAAGUCCAAACAGGGAAAAGACCUCCCUCCACCAGAAAGAUCAGAGAGAAUGCAGCCUUUGUGUUGAGCCUUGGGAUUGAGUGAAUUUUGUCAAGUAGAAAUGAAGGAGAGGCUCAUCAAGUGGAGGAUCAGCAUGACUGAGGUGUAAAUGUGGCUGAUAGCUAUCUCCCGACUAGUAAUUUGUACUGUGCCUCCCUCAAGGAAAAGCAAGAAGCUAGUUUGACAGGGGCACAUGGUUUAUAUAUAGAACUGUAGGAAUAAUGCUGAGAAGGCAGGUUGGGGCUGAGGCACAGAUAGCUGUCUGUGAAUGUUGAAGUGAGCUGGCUGGUUCUCCUUGGCUGGGGAGGCAUUGAAGAAAUGAUGAAAGUAUGAAUCAGAAAAGGCUGGACUUUAAGAAGCUGGAGCAGUGGCUUCAACUGCCUAGGCAAGGAGCUAAUAAAUCACACACUCCAAGUAGAUUUAACACACUAAAGGGGAAAAAAUAUCCUUAUCAAAGCUCGGUACGAUUCUUCCUUUGAGUCCUGAUUUCAUCAUUAACCUGGAAGUGUAAUCAUUUAAGAGGCACACAAACAACACAAAAUUAUUCACAGUCCCUUUAAAUUUUUCAACAAGUUUAAAUAACCAAACCUAACAAUGUUUUAUAUCCAUCUGAUCUAAACAGUCAAAAUCUCAGCUCUAGAUUUUACUCAACUUCAGUGCAACGCCACUUUAAACAAGUGAAAGGAAAGGAAUGAUAGAAUUAGGCUAAGAAGCCAGUUCUACUUCUUAGCAACAAACUAUUAGCUAAUCAAAUGUCAUCAUAAUGGUCAUGAUGAGCUUGCUUAAUAAACGGAGAAAACGUUGUCGAAUUUAACAACCCAUCUUGCUCUACAAUCUGUGGAUUGUUCAGGAUAGAAAUCUCAUAAUAUUGGAGAAACAAAACACAAACUCCUUCAAAAAAAAUCUCUCUCAUUCUGAAAAGGGUUGAUGAACCUGACCUCCUUCACAUCCCACUAGUCGGAAAUCUACCUUACAAAGGGCUACCUCUUCUACCAAUCAUAAAGAGAAGCUACAGGUGUUUGAGACUGGCCUAAAAAACUAGAGGAGCCUGUUUCACUAGGGCCGAGAUGUCUGUGGAAGCCCACCGAGGGUCAGCCACAGGUGUCCUAAUUGUGUAACUCAGAUUAGAAUGUCGUGUUGGGUAGAGAUGGCAACAAUCAGGAAAUACGUCUGAAGCCAGUGCUGGGGUCAACUCACCAAGUCUGGGCUGCAGUUAAAAGCCAAUCCUGGAUUUAAGCUCUCGGGUCAUGGAGCACUCGGGAGACUGCCUUAGCUUCUGAUGCAGGCAGGGAGGGCGGAGCAAACGAAAAUCACCCUCCGAAUUCACAACAAGGGCCGCAUGACUGCCCUCCAUUUUCAUGCUGUUUAGAACAACACCUGUCCAGGAGGGUUUUUCUCUCCAAAAUUUUCGCGGAGCCUCGGUUUCUCCUGUAUGCAUGCACCCCCCUGACACUGACCACCUGGUAGUCCACAGGAGCCCUCUGGGUCCUUAAAAGAGAGAGGGUCCACCAGCUCUGCAGUGGCGGUGCCGCCAUGAAAGAGCCAAUAAGGCGCAAACAACCGCGCAAGCGCAGGAAAAGCAUCCCAACCCGCAGGACCCACCCUUAGCGGGAACCCAGAUGCUGUUCCACCAAGGAGUUUGUAGUUCUCCACCCAAAGGUGACGGAUGACAAGAAGCCCCUUCGUGUACAAAAUUGUUAGUCUUAUGUCUACGUUUACUGUCUAAGGCUGAUAAUUUUCCCCUUCAGGAGCAAUUUCGUUUCCAAAAUGCUUUCCUCUUCUUACCCGGCUGAAGUAAUUCACACGUUGUUCUGAAAUACUCAGGCACUUGCCUUUUGCCAAAACUACUUCACUAAAAAAAAAGUUCUAUCUUUCUUUUUUCCUUUUUUUUUUUUUUGAAGGACUUAAAGCCCAAAAGGGAUUAGUGGAAGUUUUGAAGCCCAUCAAAAGUGAACACCUAUUCUGUAGUAAAACUAAAAUAAUGUUUAAAAUCAUUAAACAGUAUGCUACGUUCAUGGUGUUACAAAAUUCACAUGGGAUGUUCACAAAGACAGCUUUGGGCUUGAAAUCUUCUGAAAGCCCGGAGCUGUAACUUCUUAUUCUAUGAGAACAUUUAGUAUAUUUUGAUACAAUAAGGAAAGAAAAUGGCUUGAUAUUAGAACGAGGAAACAGGAGCAGCCUAGAUUUUCUUCGUUAGGGACUCCCUCAGUGUUUUUUCCCCUCUCCCAUUUACCUGAUAUUGACAUUGGUGGCACUGGCUAAAUGGAAUUGUGGGUCACGUAAAUUUCCCCAGAAAAUACAGACUAUGAAAGAAUUUGUUCAAGUUGCAUUAAAGAAGCUGUUCCUUGGACAUUCCCACUGACUGAGUUUGGCAGUUGCCGGUAUUUUGUCUCACUCCCUCACUCAUGCUCCCAAAAGCUAGAACCUACCCUGGAAAUCAUACACCCCCUUUUCCAAAACAAAGAUACUGUUAAUGCUAUGAUGGCGCACAAAUACCUCAACUGUCUGGCUUAUAGAAGGGGCUGCAGGUCUUUUAAGGAGCAGCUAUAUUAAUCCCAUGUAGUUACACCAUCUAAUGACAAGGAGUCACAUUCUAGCUUUUCUCACUGUGGAAAAGAAAUGUUUCUGUUUAAUUCAUAUCCAAAGUUACAAAACGGCUUGUAAAUUUUACUAACUUGUGUCAUUUUUGUUUAGUCCUUGAAAAGUACAGCUUGCUUAUUUCAGAUGAUAACUUCUAGUGGUGUUCUCUGCUUUUUUUUUUUUUUUCUUUUCUUGGUAUGAACUUUGUUGUAUUUGUUGAAGUUUGUAUGUUUUGUGGUUUCUAAUUCCCAUUGGUGCACUGUACAAUGGGGUGUGUAGUGUCAUGAAGAAAAAUAAUACACAGAUACUUUAUGAAGUGUGUUUUAUUUUUAAAUGACUGUAGUGUUGACAAUAUAUUGAUUUAUUAAGAUGUGAAGGGAAAAUUCUAAAUUUACCAAAAUGUGUAUAUUUUAAUAAAUGCAUAAAGCUUUAUUGUGUGCCUUUAAAUUUAAAAAUGGGUUUAUAAAGCAAGUCAGAAACAAAAGUGUCUUACCAUAAAAUAUCCAUAGUAAUGUAAAUUCUUACAUAGAUGACCAAAAGGAAAAAAAAAAAAAAAAAGGAGCUUUCCCAUAUUUUGUUAACCUCAGCCAGUACCUGAAGUCUGCUACUUUUUUCCAUUCUAAAAUGGAGAUAAAUAAGUGAAUCUUGCCUUAAAUGUUUCAAUUGUCCUUUGUAGAAAAGCCAGAAAAAUGAGCUCAUUUUUUGGAACAAAUUGCAUUAUUGUGGAAACUUCAUUUUCAAAAUAAAAAAUAUUUUAAAAAUUA